Messenger RNA from Paralichthys olivaceus (Japanese flounder), 4351 nucleotides. It is a transcript of the gene shisal1b, whose product is annotated as shisa like 1b. The record is from RefSeq and is a predicted model, not a curated record. NCBI's taxonomy places the organism in Eukaryota, Metazoa, Chordata, Actinopteri, Pleuronectiformes, Paralichthyidae.
AUGGGGAUACACUGCCAAGGAGGACUCUGGUGCAAGAAGAGUGUGUUUCUUUCCUUCUCUUCCGCCUGGCUUCCCUCAUGUGCCGUUAAUUCCAGUCCCCGGUCCCGAGGAUGAGGAGGAUCUAUUUGUGAGGAAGACGCAGCAAAGGAGGAGAGAACAAGGAGCAACAGGGUGGUGAAUUUAUCCGAACAGGAGUGAGCGAGAAGAUCUUUUUUCUUUUUCUCCAGGCUCGAACAAGGAGUCCUGACUCCCAGAAACAGCAGCCAUGUGAGCGGAGCCGUCAGCGAGCAGAGGAUGCCCACAUCCAGCUAAAGCUGAGCAGCUCCCCCCUUCCCUCUUGCUCCUGCACCCUCCCUCCUUCCCACAUGAGGACAAGAAGAUGACUAUCACCAGCCGGCAGUCCUUCAAUGUCCUGACGGUCAUUUUCCUCCUGCUGUCCACUGCAGCUCUCUCAGCUCAUUACCGGGUGUGUGAACCCUACUCUGACCAAAAGGGGCGCUACCACUUUGGCUUUCACUGCCCGCGCCUGUCAGACAACAAGACCUACAUGUUCUGCUGCCACCACAACAACACGGCCUUCAAAUACUGCUGCAACGAGACGGAGUUCCAGAUGGUCAUGCAGAUCAACCUCACCACCACCUCAGAUGGAUACGCACACAAUAAUUAUACUGCCCUGGUCGGCGUGUGGAUUUAUGGCUUCUUCGUCAUGGUGCUGCUGGCACUGGACUUCCUCUACUACUCAGCCAUAAACUACGAGCUGUGCCGGGUCUACCUGGAGAAAUGGGGUCUUGGUGGCCGCUGGCUGAAGAAGGCCCGGAGUCAGUGGCACAGGUCCAUGCCGGAGGAAAGUGAAGCCCAGGCUCAAGCCCAGCCCAUGGUGCCCAGCCACUACCAGCCCCGACACAGCCUCAGAGAGGAGAGCCACAGCCCGACGCUCCUGCCCUACAACACAUCCACUGCAUGAGCGAUGCUGCGAGUGGAUGAGCUGAAGAGUAGCAACAUCUUGUUCCCUUAUGGCACAGAGGAGCUGCCCCCUCAGACGUCACUCUCUGGACCACAGACACAAAGACCACUCGUGGGCUAGCCAUACUGUAGUAGUUAGAAGUGACUACUGCACCUUUCUAAUGAGCACAACUCACCCAAGGACUGACAGAAGCAGACUGAUAUGGCAUUUAACAACCAAAUUUGUAAGGAAACACAGAAGACAGUGGUGCUUUGGUCACAGCAGAGGAGUGACACUCACACUCAGCUGCUCGAAGGUGUUCAGUGAUCCCCUUAAACAUGCGCCAAGGCCUGGAGUACCCGCAGAUAAAUCCAAGCUCAACUGGAUAAACUGUACCGUACUGGCAAGCGAGGAGGCUUGCCUGUUUUCGACAAAAGACAAAGAAGCUCAUCUUUCUAGAUAUAAAAUGUUUAUUACACUGCUGUGUCAGUUUGUGUUCAGUAGCAGUUAGACACAGUCAUGGUUUAUCUAUUUGGUGAUUUAUUUGUGUGAAGUAGUGAGAGAAAUAUAAGAGUGGUUGACAUUCAGAACGUGUAACAGCUUAGGUUGAUGCUGAGCAUCUUGCUUAGAGUAGAACGUUUUUUUGUUCCGUCUGAAACCAGACACGAAACGUUUCUGCAGCCAUGAUGAAAAUAUGUAAUGUUUUGAAAUACAUUAGGUCUCCUUCCUGCAAAACAAGUGGGCUCCUACUAUUGGAACCUGUCUGACAAAGACAUGAUGCCACGCAGUUAUGUAAGGUUUUACAUUAGGGUCAUCAAGGUUUCUCUGUGGUUUCCAGUGACAGUGAGGAAAAAGGAAUCCUAAGUCUGAAUAAGUCAUUUCAACUAAAACAUUAAUAAGGAUCGGGGAAGCCUUUCGAAAAAGCAAAGAGUGUUAUGCUAAGUUAAACAUGACCUCAACCAUUGGCUAUGAUUCUAAACGCCCAUUUGAGAUGAUACAAUAUAAAGUUAGUCUGUGACAGUUGAGUCUGCAAAUCAUCCAAAGACUUGUUUGCCCUUCGUCAUCACAGGAGCUGCCUGAGAAACAGCCUCAUCAGCAAUAUGAUGCAAAUGAUUACACAUUAUGCUCCUUCAUAAGCUGCACUCUAUAUCCCACAUUGGUAAUAGACAAUUACAAGCGAUUAGCCAUAACAGAAAAUGUAAAGAACACAUCAUCAGAAAAUCUCCUCCACUGUCAGCAAUAAUGUACAGUAGCUUAACCAGGAGAAUGAAAUGAGCUGCCAGCCAAACGAGCCCUGGGUAUUCAGUGAGGUGUAACGCAGAGGCUUCAGCUGGUUUACGUUCAAGAUGAAGGUUAAGUCAGAGAAACAGUCGUACAGUGUUACUGGAUAAUGAACUCGUAUUGAAAACGCUGUCCUACCGUCUCUGUGUCGGACUCAUGAAAGGAAAAUGAAAACAAUGUUCACAUCCUUUAAAGAUAAGCUUCUACUUAACGCUGCCGUGGUUACUUAAUAUCAGCCAAUUAUUUUCUCAGUUAAUCAAUGAACAAUUAGCUUCAUAAAAUGUCAAAUAAUAGUAAAAAAAAAUCCUGUUAUGAUUUCUGAUCAAUAUAAAACUAAAUUAUUUUAAAAUCCUUAUUGGAUACACUUUGGAACUAGCAAAUGAAAAGUUGUUCAAAACAUUUAACUGAUUAUCUAAAUAUCGUAAAAUCUUUGAUUAAUUACUGAUUAAUAUGCCAAUUAUUUUCUCAGUUAAUCAAAUAAUUAUUUAAUCUAUAAAAUGUUAAAAAAUAAUUAAACUUCCCGGCAUGUGAGUUCAGGUACUCAUGAAAAGCUUAGAAUCCCCCUAGACUAAUGAAAAUACACUAAAACAAUUAAUUGAUUGUCAAAUUAAAAUCCUUUGGAGUUGCAAGAGUUAAUUAAUGAUUAAUUAGUCAUUUAUUUUCUCAAUUAUCUAUGACUUCAGUAGGCUAUAUAGUGACAAAUGCCUGUAACAAUUCGACCUCCUCAAAUUAUCCCUUUGUAAAGUCCAAUAUCUAAAGAUAUUUAAUGAUCAUGUGAGACAAAGAAAAGGAGGAACUGGGACUAAAGAAUUGUUUGGCAUUUUGUGUCGUCCAUCAACAUUGUCCAUUCUGUCUAAGGAGAGCAAACAAAGCAGCUGCCAGACAGUGUGAAGAGCAGAUGGACCGAAGGUGGGACCAGUACAAGAGAGAGGCCCAAUCUCACAUCUGUAACAGUAAUGCAGCAGCUGCCAAGCCUGUACGUGCACUGACUUCUCUGCUCCGUGCACAUAGUGCAAAAGUCCUCGUCUAAAGCUAACAGGAGAAAGUGUUAAUCCUGGCACUGCAGUGGGGGGGGGGUUCCUCUGAGCUGCUUCAAUGGGUCUUGCCUUCAUAUUUAUCCUCUGUCUGUUUCAUGAAGUGUAAGUGGACCCUAACAGAACUCCAGUUAAGUGGUGGGGGGCCUGCUGGGCGUCAUCCUCAGUUAUCAGCAAUAAUAUUUACAUUUGCUAUUUGCUGAGUAUGAGCAAGUUUAUUCCCAUUUCAGUGGCAUCACGCCAUAUCACUUUCGGGGGCACAGAGGCAGAAUGAGUCCGAGUGAAAUAAUUGGCCCAGGGAUCAGCAGCGGCUCUAAAUAUCACUUUUUUGCGGUAGCUGCCUUCGUAUUCCCAGAGUGUGAACAGCCACGCAAACAGGGAAGAGAAGUUUUAAGAGGUGCAGAAGCACUAAGGGGUUUUAAUUAGUCCCCAAUGCUGCAUUAAAUGGGAAAAAAACCUAAUGUGUAAGGGAAGGUGUCUGGUUUUCAGGGCGCUCUGCUAUGUUUCUAAUGUGUAAUAAGGCAAAGUAGGUCUGUUAUUAUCACCAAUAAAGUAAUAAUAAACACAUAGGAGAAAAUAAAAGCUUCAUUUUCUUUCUGACGAGCAGUAGCAGGGUCGAAAACGAUUCUCCUCCAGAAACAAAGGAGGAAUCUUUUUCGUUAUAGUUUCUUACGAUGUUACAACUGGGUUUUGUGAUGUUUUCUGUUUUGUUGAAAACAGUCUUGACUCUGGCCUGAUGUGAUGUAGUACUGUAAAUCGUUUCAGCUCAACCCUCUUUCCCCCAAAAAAUUAAUAAAAAAAAUAUAAAUAAUUAAAAUGAAGGGGAAAAGCGAGCACACGUCUCUCUCUCUCUCUCUCUCUCUCUCUCUCUCUCCAGGUUGUCAUGGUAACAGUUGCCUUACAGUUGAAUACCCACCCGUACACAAAGAAGCUUUGUAGUGGUUGAUACCUCACUUUUUGGGUGUGGUGGUGGUGAAGUGCACCACGUUCUGUCUAUGUAUUUACUACUAGAUAGAAUGUACCGUUUUCAGUUGGAUUGUUAUUGCACUUGUUGACUUUGUAUUGUCACGACAGGGAAGAAUAAAGUUUUAUC